UUUCCUGCAAUACAGAAAAGAAUCUUCAGGGCAGUUGCUGGUGUAAAGGGAGUAUGGGAGCAGGCUUGCUUUGGGCUGCUUAGUAUUGUUUUCUGUCCCUAAGCCAGUAAGGUCCUUCCUCUGUCCCCUGUUAAAACCUUCAUCUUCCUUAGAAGAACAGGUGAGAGGACUUUGCUCUUUUCUCUGGAGCAUGUCCUACAAGAAAGUUUAAACAACCUCCACUGUAUUUGAAUUAUUUACAAAUACAGCUUCCAAACUCUAGUGCUUUGGAUAUAUUUCUAGUUUUAUACUGAUGACAGUUUUGAAGUCUGUAGCUCUGUAUGCUUUCAACAGGCUUCCUUUAGCAUUUGCUGUUUAGAGGCUUUAAUAUAGUGUUGGUGACAAACUAUAUACUGCAUGCUUAUUUAUACUGUGUCUGGAAUUUCCUGUCUUUUUCUUCUGUCAAAUGUAUGUAAAUUCUUCCUGAAACAACACCCAGAAAAAUCCUCCACCCAGAUAGUUCAACCCCCUGAGAUGAUUUGAAGUUGCUUUUACUGUAGAUAGAGUGAGUGCCUUCAAGGCUACUCGGUCAUUCCUUACAAAUGCUUGGUCUGAAAGGUGGCUGUUGUACUCAUCAGCUUCAUAUCUCUAUUUGCUUUUGCUGCAUUAGCACUGUGAUAGCUGGAGUGGGGAACAGUGGCUUUUCAGCUAGAAACUUCUCAUGGCUGCAACUACAACACCAAAUACUAUUUUGAAAUCUGAGAUUUAAGAAUGUGUGUCAUGUGGUUUCCUACCUGUCGCAUAUUUAUUUCCCUAAGAAAGAGGUCAUAUGUGAAAUUUGGUCUCAGAAAUGCUGAGUAAUGCCUGUCUUGUAUUGCCUGGCCAUUAAAGCAGCAAAUGCUGCCUUAAUGACCCAGUGGGAAAAGAACAACAGGCAGCACAGGAAGAAAGUCAUAGGAAGUAUGGAGUUAUAUAGAACUCAGUGGGAGUUGUGUAUCUGCACUGAGUUUCAGAGACAGUUAGAUAUCAUUUAUAAUCACCAAUUCAGCAAAGGCACUGGGAGGAGAGCCUAAAAACUUUCUUCAGAUACAGAUAGAGGAAAUUUUAAAGAAAGAGAUACAAUUCCAGUAAGGCUGGUAAAGAAACCAUGAUACUCCAAGGAAAGGGAAACAAAGGCUAAAACGUAAGGAUAAUCAGGUUAAUAAAUCACUGAAGUUUAAAAGUGCAAGAAUGAAGAAAGUUAUUAGCUGGACCAUUAUUGCAAAUUAAGGCUCUGUGGGUAUCAAAACUGAGGAAAUGCAGUAUUUUAAAGCUGACAACUCUUUCAAGAGUGCAAAAUAAUUGUGUGAUGAGGCUGUCGAUGCCUAUCUGAGUUUUCGGAAUUGAAAAAGAAAUCACUUGUGAUCUCUUCUGGCCACUAGCCUAGCAAACAUAUGGAAUACAAAUGGAGCAAGGCUGGGUUUUUUUCUGUGGUUUGCAUACAAACUCUCUUGCAGAAGCAGCAGGCAAAGCCAAGAGUAGAAAACUGGCGAAAAGAUGAGGCAUGGCUGGUUUAAAAGAAAAGCUGCUACCAACUGAGAGGCAGUGCUAGAAAACCUUGAAUUUUUGCAAAGUCACAAGGUAUGUGGAGACGCUGUGAAAAUAAUUAAUUUCGCAAGAAGAGGUUCCUCAAAGGUGGUUUUCUGAUGAAUACAUGUCUAUAAUACCAGUGCUGAACCUCUUUCAAGUGUGAAUUUAAAAAUAUUUUUCUUGUAAAAUGCCAUUCUUGGAUGUGACCACUGAAUUCUAGUAUAACCAGGAAAUUUAAAAAUUUUCCACUUCCUGCACUUUAAGUACAUUCUUGUUUCUGAAAUGUUCCAAUGAAAAUGCUGCCCUAAGUACAAAACAGGUCAGUGUUCUUGAUGUCAUUAUUCAACCUACUUGACAACAGAAGCACUCGGCUUCUGUGAGCUGGAAUAUAUUAGAGAAAAACACAUUCCAUUAAUUACACUUUUUUUAGUUGUAACACUGAAGACUCUGUUUUCUUAUAUUCUGGUGGUUAAGCUGCUUUGUUUUGUGUCUGUUUUAGAUUAUAUUUCAACUCCGGUGUGUGCAUAAGUUAGAGGAGCAUUGCCUUUUUUGCCAUAACAGUUAAGAAAAUACUUGCAGUAUUGCCAGCUUGUUUGUAUUAGGAGUCAGAAUUUCUUUGGUGUGAAGAAUGCAUACACAGUCCUGUGUUCUGCAGCAUAGUAGAUGCAUCCAUCAGGUAGCUUUCUUGUUUUAACUCUGUUUUGGUGAGUAUUAUGGUUAAAUUAAUUUUUCUGUUUCACCUUUCUCCUAAAGCAGUACUGUCCUUUGCUCCUCUCUCUUUUCUUUCCUUGUGCACCAAUUUAUGCAGCUGAAGGUAGACAAACUCUACUUACUGUAUUCAUGUUCAACCCCGGAGAAGUCCCUCUGUCUUCAGGAAUGGUGAGAGUCCACCAAAACUAAUCUAACACCUUGCUGAGGCAGCUUUCCCCCCAUCCCUCUUCCCCGUCCGCCCAGCUGCAUGAUCCCAUGCCUUCAUUUUUGUUGCUCAGAUGAGCAGCAGAGUGAAUACAAGCAGUAGAAAUACAAAGCCAUUUAGAUAAGGGAGAGCAUAAGAAAUGAUGUGCUGGCUUAGCCCACAGGUCCAACUCUGAAAGUGGCAACAGGAGACGUUAGUCAGGAAGAGCACAUUAGCCAGGCCAUGUUCUGAAGUCCACUCAGACCUUGCCUUAGUGUCUUAUUGGCCUUAUGUGCCUCAGUCUUUUGGUGGCUUCCUGCCUCAUAUGUCUGUGAGCAGAGAAGUACUUGGUCAGUUCUUGUUUUGCUUGAGUGAAAUUAAGAUUAUUCACUCAUGGACUUUGACCAGGUCUGAGACUGAGCUUUAAUUCAAAUGCAGGCUUGUUCAUUGCAUUGUCACAGACUUUGAAGACCAAUAACAAUUUCAGAGGAAAUAAAACAGGAUGAAGAAAGCAAUAGUUAAGUUUGUCUGACCUUACAGGUUAAAGCAAAUGAGCAAAGAUAAAUUUAAGUGCAAUUAAUAUUCCCAUAUAACUACAUAUGUCAGCAGUCUUAUUCCAUAAUCAGACUGUUGUUCCUGCUUAUUGUAAAGCUGAUUAAGCUAAACUAGAACACAGUACACUUAUUCCAGAACAAAAAUGUCCUUAUGUGGAGUUAGUCAAAAACAGUUAUUCUGAAAUACCUGUUUGCAAAAGCUAUUUAGAAAGAUCUCCCUGUGUAGAAAAGGCCUAUAUUAUUCAGUGCAUACAUUUCAUGAUUCAGAUUAAUAUAUUUUUCCAGCUUCUUUUGGUUUCCUGUAAUAGAGAUUUUUGUGUGGAAUUUCUUUGAGAUCGAUAAAUUGUAGAAUGUCACAGAACCAGACUCCUCACUAAAGAAUUAAAGCAGGCUGCAAGUAACAAAGAAUUAUUAUUUUAAAAAUGAAAAAAGUUACUUUUUGAAAUGCUACAGAUAAAAAAAAAAUUAAAUGUAUUAGUAUACGUCAGAAAUGUGCUGAGUGAUAGAUUGUAAAGGACUGAAUUUUAGCUACAGCCAAGAUAUAUGCUUAAUCCAUGUCUGUCUUUGGUACAGGUCUUCCUUUGAGCUGAGAUGGUCCUUGUGCUUGUUCUAAUUUGUCAGCUGGCAGUGAAAUCAAGAAGUGGGUAUGUCAGCCUCUAGUUAGUGAAACGUUGUUAUGCUCAAAAUUCUGUUUAUGGGCAAAGAGGAAGCACACCUUAUAUUCACAUCCUGCUUGUUGUGGUCCUGACUUCACCUGGCAUUUCUUUAAUAUCAAUGGACACAGCCCUCUAAUUCAUCAUUUCCUCCAGAGCUGCAAUGCUGAACCACAGUCUGGACAGGACAUCUUGAUACACAGAAGGGAGAUCUCUAAUCCUAUACCAUAUCCUUAAUGAUUAAAUCAAGAUAAAUUAGCGGUGGCAAAAUCUUUUUCCAGUCAAUUUUUAUUUUUUUUAUUUUUAAUGCAGGAUUACUUGCAACAGCAUACUAUUGAAUAUUUUGCCUGGGCCUUGCCUAAAGAUCUGCUAACAUGGGCAGGGACCUCACACAGUCCCACAGCGUGAUCCCUUUUCCUUCCAUGUAGCUCCAUUUUAACAAUGUAGCCCUCCUGUUACUCCAGUCUGGACUGUGAAGCUUGGCUGAUUUUACUUUGUUGUUCCCAUCCUGGGACCCAUCAUACAUGUACAGCUUUUGCAGUUCAUUCUAGUUCUGACCGAAGAGAAGGAAAACAUGGGCAAGAUCUUCCUUUAUGUAGAACUUACAGCGUCUACUCCAACAUAUGCAGACCUGAUCCGAGAGGGUUUCAGGCACAUUCACACAAUGGAUGCUGCAUUCAAAGAAGUAUAUCAGAGACACUGCAGAGAAAUUAGGGAUUUUGACCAGAGGCAGCAGAAAGAGAAGCAAGAAUUCCUUAGGUAGAAAAAAGACUGUAUGGUCUCAUCCUAACUGUAUUCUGAUAAUGUGAAUUCAAUUCUUCUAUCCUAUAUCUUUUGCUAGAGCUAUAACCUGUUGGCUAAAACCAGUAUUUAGAAGAGCUUUCAGACAUGGAGAAAAAGGAGAUGUGAUGUAUGCAGUUAGACACAAUAUAAAUUCCUUGGCCCUGAGACUGACUUAAAUGGAAUCUGCCUAGUACUCCCUCAAGGAAAUGUUUUCAGCAGAUUUUGUUUUGGAAGUGGUUAAUUCUGAUGAGGUAACUGGAGGAGUAGCUAAAGUGAGACAUAAAAUUCAAGGCUAUGAAGAUUUGAAGACCUGGGUAAUUUGGGGAAUACAUUAGCUAACAUAACUUCCAAAGCGGUGCAGGACUCUUACUCUAUAUUUAACUUUGAUUGCUUUAGGAGAUGUAAAAAAAAGUUUUGUCCUUGUUAAUAUUUGGAUUGCCUUUGAACUAUUUAAUAUUUCUUCUUUUUCUCUUCCCUUCUUUCUCUUCCCACCAUGUGUUUUCAACUUUACAGGAAAAAAAAAAAAAAAAGCAAUUACUGCAAGAGAACAGAGAGCUGAAGAAUCUGAAACAAUUCCUGCAUCUUCACCCAAAAGUAUUCUGCAAUUCUGAGAUUUCAGUACUGAUCAAUACUUGAUUGCCUGCCCUUUCAUGAUGAAGGCCUUGGAGGAUCAAGUAGUCCAAGAAGAACCAGGAUACCACGAUGAUGAGGAAUCCUUUUUUCAGGAUAUUGAUUUGCUACAAAAGCAUGGAAUUAAUGUAGCUGAUAUUAAAAAAUUGAAGUCAGUAGGGAUCUGCACUAUCAAAGGAAUCCAGAUGACAACAAGACGGGCACUGUGCAAUGUGAAAGGGCUUUCAGAAGCCAAAGUGGACAAGAUUAAAGAAGCAGCAAACAAGCUUAUUGAACCAGGCUUCCUGACUGCUUUUGAGUACAGUGAAAAACGGAAGAUGGUAUUUCAUAUUACUACUGGCAGCCAGGAAUUUGAUAAACUGCUGGGUGGUGGGAUUGAAAGCAUGGCAAUCACUGAGGCCUUUGGAGAGUUCAGGACAGGAAAAACUCAGCUAUCUCACACCCUUUGUGUGACAGCUCAGCUUCCAGGACCAGAUGGCUACACAGGUGGGAAGAUUAUCUUCAUUGAUACUGAAAACACUUUCCGACCGGACCGUCUUCGUGACAUUGCUGAUCGCUUCAGUGUUGACCAUGAUGCAGUACUUGACAACGUGCUGUAUGCACGUGCAUACACCAGCGAACAUCAGAUGGAGUUGCUUGACUAUGUAGCAGCCAAGUUCCAUGAGGAAGCUGGUAUCUUCAAGCUAUUGAUCAUAGACUCCAUUAUGGCACUCUUCCGUGUGGAUUUCAGUGGUCGUGGAGAGUUGGCUGAACGGCAACAGAAACUUGCUCAGAUGCUGUCAAGGCUCCAGAAAAUAUCAGAAGAAUAUAACGUGGCUGUGUUUGUGACCAAUCAGAUGACUGCUGAUCCAGGAGCAACUAUGACCUUUCAGGCAGACCCAAAAAAGCCCAUUGGGGGCCACAUCCUUGCGCAUGCUUCAACUACCAGGAUUAGUUUGAGGAAAGGGAGAGGGGAGCUGCGUAUUGCAAAGAUAUAUGACAGCCCUGAGAUGCCUGAAAAUGAAGCUACAUUUGCAAUAACUGCUGGCGGGAUUGGGGAUGCCAAAGAAUAGGCAGAAAACUGAUGUAAAUGUACAGCUGUAAACAAACUAGGCAGCUGGGAUGGAGACGUGUGCAAGGUCAUUGAAUCCCUAGCUUCAUUUUUAUCUUUUGGGGAUCAUUUGAGAUAUUUUUGGAGGACACUGGAAUGAGCUCUGUACAGUUCAGUUUUAUUGAUCUCGAUAUAAUUUGUUUCAUCUUAGGGUCUUUGUUUUUCAGUUGAACUUUCAGCAAAGAUUUAAAAAAUAAACUUGUGAAUUGUUCAAAGAAUCCUUUCCCUAUAUUUUGUGAAAAUUAAAGCUGUCUUUUCACAUCAGCUUAAUGUACUCUUUUUCAGUUUCUUUAAAAGUGAAUGUCUGUGAAGUAGAAUUGAAUAGUGUGAAAUGGAACAGAAUUGGAAUAAACAUAGUUUUAAGUGACCGAUGGAAAAGAGUGGCAGGGCAAGAACCCAAGAACUUGAUGGAAUCUCAUGAACAGUAGAGGAACAGUAGUUGCUUGAAAAUAUGUUUUUAGGCAUUUUUAUCUUGACUAGAUUAUUUUGGUCUUUUUAUUUAGCACUUACACUUUUGGAGGGAAUUUUUAAAAUUGUUUUUAUUUAUUAAAGCUA
Messenger RNA from Dromaius novaehollandiae (emu), 6708 nucleotides. RefSeq names its product DNA meiotic recombinase 1 (gene DMC1). Gene Ontology annotation, cellular component: nucleus; condensed nuclear chromosome. The coding region runs from base 5084 to 6115 and encodes 343 amino acids. Gene Ontology annotation, biological process: DNA repair; DNA recombinase assembly; chromosome organization involved in meiotic cell cycle. The transcript has 15 exons. Lineage: Eukaryota; Metazoa; Chordata; Aves; Casuariiformes; Dromaiidae. The record is from RefSeq and is a predicted model, not a curated record. Gene Ontology annotation, molecular function: ATP binding; double-stranded DNA binding; DNA strand exchange activity.